Neltuma alba is the source of this 600-nucleotide messenger RNA. RefSeq lists its product as uncharacterized. The transcript has a single exon. The coding region runs from base 1 to 600 and encodes 199 amino acids. Lineage: Eukaryota; Viridiplantae; Streptophyta; Magnoliopsida; Fabales; Fabaceae. The record is from RefSeq and is a predicted model, not a curated record.
AUGGCAUCAGGACAGGAUAUGUGGUCACCUUCUUCGACCCCUGAGCCACCUGAGCCACAGAGGGCUGAUCAGCCAAAUGAUUACCGACCCACAAUGGAUUGGAAAGAAGGUUCAGGGGACAGUGAAGACGGGCUAAUAGGUGUUGACACUGGACGCCGUGCAGGAGUUUCGGAUGAUUUGGACGGUAUCAAUUUAACUGCAAAUACAUCAAACACUGCACCCAAUAUACCUAGUGGUUCAGGGAGCCAAGGAAAGAGGAAGAGAGGUGGAGGGUUGGAUAAGUACAAGAAGCAAAAAAUGCCAGCGACAAAAAGAAUAGCAGAUGCAGUAAGCUCGAUUAAGAAGGCUUCCAUUAGUACAGCAACGGCAAUAAACAAAAUCUCCAAUAGUGAUAACACUACUGAGUUGACUGCUGAUUUGCUGAGUAUGGAGGAAAUUGUCAGUGACACUCAUCUUUGUGUCAUGUGUUGUAAUCUGCUGGCAAACAAGACUUUCAGGGACAUAUAUGCUGGUCUGAGAGAAAAUCGGAAGGUAUUAGUGGCUUGGUUGAAGCACAAUGCUGAAAAUCCACCGUCAUAUGCUGCACCUAAGAAUCCUUGA